UUGAAGAUGAUGCCGCUAUCAGCACCAGUUCUUGGUGGAUACGUUCCCAAAUGAACGGAAGAGCGUUCCAUACGUCUCUUCGACUCGUUCGGGUGACAUUUUUUCUAGCGAGCACGACGUCUUUUCGGGCCUGGACCUCAGAUAUCUCUUACCACUCAACCGAGAACGUGCCACUUCCCAAAGAAGGUAUGGCAGACGGGGAAAGUAGAUUCUAUAGGAUCUGAGGAACGAGAUCGGACCACGGGGAGAACUUGACCCAGGUGAGUCAAUUGCGCAGAUAUGAGGUCCUGACCGACCCAAAUGACCUCUAUUACGUCGAGACACACCUUGGCCAGAUGGGGUUUGAUCGACCUUGUCGUGGAAGCGCUCAGAUCGAUGGGCAAGUUCAUUCAUAGUCGAUACAACGAAAAGGAUGUUGUCAUGGUCAUCAGCGUUGAAGUUGAUCAACAAGAGUUCCAAAACCACACGAUACUGGAGAGAAACUGCCACUCCUUCUUCCAAUGGAGAUCUAGCUAAACAAGACUCACAGUCAUAUUGAACUCAUUGACAAUAUUAUGAAUUGGCUUUCUGAUGUUGCCAACAAGCAAGGAAUCUCGAUUGCAGAGAUCGAGCUUGACUUUGAUGAAGCAAUUAGUUAG
Messenger RNA from Capronia coronata CBS 617.96, 638 nucleotides. RefSeq lists its product as uncharacterized. The record is from RefSeq and is a predicted model, not a curated record. The transcript has a single exon. Bases 301 to 516 code for a protein of 71 amino acids. NCBI's taxonomy places the organism in Eukaryota, Fungi, Ascomycota, Eurotiomycetes, Chaetothyriales, Herpotrichiellaceae.